AUGGCGGAAGUUUGUUCACACGUUACUGCUGAAGUGUAUCCGCACGGUGAAUUUUAUACUUUACUCCGUGAACACUCUGAAAAUUAUUACGACGAUUCAAUGUUCAAAAAGGUGCAAAUCAAAAAAUUUGAAGAGAAUGAAGGCUUUAACUCGGAGAUCUUCAAAGUUACCGCUUAUGACAGCUCCAACAAUCCCCAUUACAUGAUCCUGAAAAUCCCAUGUGUUGAUAAAUUUCUUGAAAAACUAGAAGAUGCCGGACAAGAAGUUAACGAAAGCGAUGGUGUAAAUAAUGAGAUUCUGAAUCUCACAACUAAUUUGGCUCACCUGCAUUCCUUCUCAAUGUUCCUUCCCAAAGAGAGCCUCAAAAAUUUAAAUCUCCGUGGGCGUUUCUUCGAUGACUGUGCCGACUUAAACCCAAAGUUUGCCGAAAAAACGCUUGCAAUUUUCCCGCAACUACGGCAUUAUUAUGAGCCUUUCUAUAAUCUGAUCCGAAGCAGGCAAUUUGCCGAAUAUUCUGUGACUGGCAUAGCGGCAGAACUUGAUAUGCCAGAAGUAAUUGUUCAUGGUGAUCUGUUUUCCAACAACAUUUUGUGGAAAAAAAAUCCGGAUCAGACAUGUUCUGAAGAAGUUGGAGCAAUCAUUGACUGGCAGCUGAUCCAUGCUGGGUGCGUUGCCGAGGAUCUCGCAAAAAUCCUGGUAGUUUGUACAAACACCGAAACUAGGAGACUGGCUGAAGAACGUGUUUUCAAUACUUACCUUGAAGUCUUAACAAACGACUUAGCUGAGGCUGGUAGGGCUGUGCCAUUCACAAAACAACAGCUGGAAAAAGCUUAUCGACUAUCAUUCAUCAAUCAAGUGUUCUUCCUUCUAUUUGGCAUAUCCUUCUUCAUCCAGCCUAACGUUUUCAACACCAACUCGUCACAAACAAAAGCAAAACUGGCUGCAUUAGCUUCGCGAGCAGAAUAUGCUCUCAUCGACUCUAUUCAAAUUUUGGAAAACGACCUUUCCAGAUGGAUGCUGUAA
Enterobius vermicularis (human pinworm) is the source of this 1023-nucleotide messenger RNA. The record is from the annotation of a GenBank genome assembly. Lineage: Eukaryota; Metazoa; Nematoda; Chromadorea; Rhabditida; Oxyuridae.